AUGUUCAACGCGGAAGAGACUGCUGUCAUCACUGGCGGAGCAUCAGGUAUCGGCCUCGCCAUUGCUAAGAAAUGUUUUGGCAAGGGCAUGAAAGUUCUCAUCGCCGAUAGGAAUACGACUCUCCUAGAAGAAGCAAAAGCUAGUCUUGGCGAGUCCCUACUGACCUUUUAUCUGGACGUCACAAAGCUUGAAGACUGGGAAAAGCUCAAGCAACAGGUGACUCAUGAACUUGGAGGUACUACCACUGCCAUGUCUAUUUUUACUGGUCGCGUCGAUCUUCUCGUCCUGAAUGCCGGUAUUCAGCCUCCCUCGAACUGGAAUGACCCAGAGGUUUUCCGAACGAUAUUCGACGUGAACCUAUUCGGCGUCAUCAAUGGCAUCACCACGAUGCUUCCCGUACUAAAAUCGCAAGCCAACUCAUCCAUCGUCAUAACUGGGUCCAAGCAGGGUAUCACAAACCCGCCUGGAAACCCUGCCUACAACGCCAGCAAAGCAGCUCUCAAUUCUGUCGCUGAGCAAUUGUCAUACGAUCUCAGAGAUACACCGACCAAAGUUCACCUACUUGUGCCGGGGUGGACAUUUACUGGCCUAGGAGGGGGUUCUCCGAGCAGUCAGAGGCCUAAGCCCCCUGCUGCGUGGACCCCAGAGCAGCUGGCCGAUUUCAUGGAAGAUAAGAUGAGGAAGGGGGAUUUCUACAUCAUCUGUCCUGACAAUGAAGUCACGGAGGAGAUGGAUAGGAAGAGGAUUCUUUGGUCUGCGGGCGAUCUUGUGCAUGGUAGGCCGGCUUUGAGCCGUUGGCGAGGCGAGUUCAAGGACCAAGUGAAUGAUUGGAUGGCUAAGCCUGGCGUAGAGUAG
Fusarium proliferatum ET1 is the source of this 855-nucleotide messenger RNA. RefSeq lists its product as uncharacterized. Bases 1 to 855 code for a protein of 284 amino acids. Gene Ontology annotation, molecular function: oxidoreductase activity, acting on NAD(P)H, oxygen as acceptor. The record is from RefSeq and is a predicted model, not a curated record. The transcript is spliced from 2 exons. Gene Ontology annotation, cellular component: intracellular anatomical structure. Lineage: Eukaryota; Fungi; Ascomycota; Sordariomycetes; Hypocreales; Nectriaceae.